Molecule: messenger RNA, 7369 nt
Organism: Eriocheir sinensis (Chinese mitten crab)
Lineage: Eukaryota; Metazoa; Arthropoda; Malacostraca; Decapoda; Varunidae
Product: girdin-like
Exons: 31
Biological process (GO): cytoskeleton-dependent intracellular transport; cytoplasmic microtubule organization
Cellular component (GO): centrosome; cytoplasm
Molecular function (GO): dynein light intermediate chain binding; microtubule binding
Source: RefSeq, a predicted model, not a curated record
CACACACACACACACACACUCUUCUCCUCCUCUUUCUCCUUUGCUUCAUUAUCAUCAUCAUCAUCAACCUCAUCUUCCACCAACCCAUUUUCAUUCAAGUCCACUGACCCCCGUUUUCUUUCUCUCUCCCAGGAGGUACUGAACCAAACCGUGGUGCUCUCCCUGCCCGAUGUGGUGAAGCUGUCGCGGGCGGGGGAGGGCGCGGCGGGGGUGGGCGAGGUGCAGGCGCUGCUGCUGCUGCUGCUGGGGUGCGCCGUGCAGUCCCAGAGGAAGGAGGACGUGAUCGAUAGCAUAAAGAAACUCGACCUCGACACCCAGCACUGCAUCGUCGAAUGUAUCAAGGAGGUGACGGAGAACCCCGAGGCGGUGUGGCCGGCGGAGUGGUCGCAGGUGGAGACGGUGCCGGAGGAGCAGCAGGGCGACGCGUACGGCCUGCUGGUGCGGCACUGCAGGAGGCUGGCGCAGGAGAGGGACGCCUUGAACCAGGACCUGCUGCGGGCGUUGUGCGGGGAGGGAGAUGAGGAUGACGCCUCCCAGGAGAGCGUCCACCAUCUGGGCGUCCAGCUGGCGGACUGCAAGGCUCAGCUGCGGCGCCUCCGACAAGAAUAUGACGAGAAGGUGGAGACGACGCUGGAGUACAAGGACGAGCUGGACCAGACCAAGACGACGGUGGCGAAGCUUCGGCAGGAGAAUGUCGAGCUAGUCCAGGACGCGCGGGCGGCGAGGGCGUGGCGCGACGAGGCGGACAUCAUGCGGGAGCGAGCCAGCCGCGUGGAGGCGCUGGAGCAGGAGGUGGGGCGUUACAGGGACAAGAUGGCAGACAUUGAGUUCUACAAGACGAGGGUGGAGGAGCUGCGCGAGGACAACAGGAUCCUGGUGGAGACGAAGGAGAUGCUGGAGGAGCAGCUGGCCUCGUCCCGGCGCCGCGCCGAGCAGGUGCUGGACCUUGAGAACGACAUCCUGCAGCUGAAGCAAACCAUCAACCAGAUCACCAUCGAGCGGGAUGCUGACCGUGAGCGGCUGCAGGAGCUGAUGGAGGAGAACGCUCAGCUGCACCUCAGCACCAAGAACUCCCUCAGCGAGUCGGCCACGCUCGUCGCCCAGCUGGACCACCUCAAGUCCCAGCAGCACGUCAACGGCACCACCAUGGGCAAUGAGCUGAUCGGCGACGCACAGACCCGGGUGCUCAAACUGCAGCUGGAGAACCAAAGACUGGAGGCCGAGCUGGAGCAGUUGAAGCGUGACACCUUCCUUGGCUCUGUGGACAAGGUGCUCGAGCUGGAGAAGGAGAACAAGAGACUCUCCCUCAAGGUGAGCCAGCUGCAGGAGACGGGGCAGAAGGAGAAGGUGCACCUGCUGGAGGCCCAGGAGGAGGCGGAGAAGAAGCACCAGGAGACCCAGCGACUGCACCAGACCAUCAACACCGUCAAGACCAACUCACAGCGGCAGAUUGACGAGCUGCAGCAAGAGAACACACAACUCCUGGAGCUGAUCGAGACCCUUCGUGAGAGGCAGAAGAAGACCACAGACACGCGCUUGGUGGAUGUGGAGUCGGAGAACAAGCAGCUGACGGACAUGAACUUCCAGCUACAGAGUCAGGUGUCGCGGCUGGAAUAUGAGAAGCAGCAGCUCAACAGACUGACGGAGCGCCUCAGGGAGUCUGCCGAUAAGCUGUCCGAGGUGGAGCACCAGAAGACAGAGAUUGAGAGGGAGAACAGAGACCUGCACAAGACCAUCACAGCCCUGCGGGAGAGCUGUGAGCGGCACGAGAACAUGGAGCAGGACUACACCAGCCUGGAGGUGGAGUACUCUCGGGUCACCAAGAUGCUCGCCAACAUGAAGGAGACGGUGGCCAAGCUGGAGAGUGCCCAAAGCGACAAGUUACAGAUGCAGUCCGAGGUGGAGCGACUGAACCGCUCCAUGGACAGCCUCAAGUCGUCCUCGGUGCGCUUUGCUGACCUGGAGAUGGAGAAGGAGACACAGCUGCAGCAGAUCAACCUCCUCCAGAAGCAGCUCACCUCCAUGAAGGCCGAGAGGAGCAGGGCGGAGCAGCUGGAGCUCGACCUCUUGACGGCCAACAACGAGGUGCAGAAGAAGAACAGGUCCAUCGAGAACAUCCAGAAGAAGCUCUCGGAGACGGAGAAGGACAAGACGGAGCUGGAGAACGAGAACACAAAGUUGCACAGGACGGUGGAGACCCUGAAGCUGUCCACCAAGAAGUUGAACGAACUGGAGAGAGACCUGACGGAGAUGGAGGGAACCAACGAUCGUCUUGACAGAGAGAAUCGUUCCCUGCAGAAGGAAGUCUCACGGUUGCGUAACGCCAUGGAGGUGAAGGACGGACUCAUUGACGAGGGGGCGAGCAAAACGUCCACACUGGAGCGCGACAUCAAGCGGCUCAACAAGGAGGUGGAGCAGCUGAGAGGCAGUGACAACAGAGUGCGAGAAGUUGAAAAGGAGAAGCGGGAACUUGAGCAACAGAUUAUUACUGAACGCAAGACUCUCAACUGCCUGAGGGAAGAUUUAGUCUCGGAGAAGGUGAAGACGCAGCAACUCACCAACCAGCUGGACACCUUCACCGCAGACCUCUCCAAGCUGGGCCUCAACGCCAACAACCUCUCUCCACCAAACUCCGACAGCGACUCAGACCGCUACAAGGCCCUGGAGUCCAUGUUGGAGGAGACCCUGAAGAGGAGCGUGGAGGUGCGGGAGGAGAAGAUCGCGUCGUUGGAGUCCCGCCUCGCCGAGUCCGUCAACAGGAACAAGGAGUUGAGGAAGCAGCUGCUGGAGGUUAAGAGUGAGCUGGAGUCCCUGCGGCAGAGGCACCAGGAGGAGGGGGCCAGCCUGAGCGAGGACGUGUCCCGGGAGGUGGCCAAGCUGAGGGAAUCUGUCUACCGCACCAACGAAGAGAAAGUGAGCCUUGAGAACGAGAUCACAGAACUGAAGAGCCAGACGGCCAGUUAUCGGGAGCAGGUGUGUGCCUUGCAGUCGCAGGUCACCUCCCUCUCCAACCAGAACACCGUCAUGUCCCAGCACAACGCUAAGCUACAAGGGGAGAACGCGCGCCUGCAGGUGGAGAACACGACGCUGCAGUCCCAGUCCGCCUCACUCAUCGCACAGAACUCGGCCCUCCAGUCCACCGCCACGCAGAUGGAUGCUGAGAAGGACAAGGUGCGGCGGUCCUGUGACGAGCGUGGCAGCCGCCUCAACCAGCUGGUGUCCGACCACGAGGCGAUGCAGCGACUCCACCAACAGCUGACCCGCGAGUACGACAGCUUGGUGCUCGAACACAACAACCUCAAGAGUGAAUACAAGACCCUCAAGAUGGAGAACAAGGAGCUCAAGGAGCACCAGAACAACAUGUCCGCCAGUGAAGAUGACCUCCUUAAGCUCCGGGAAGUGCUGGAGUCCGAGAUGUCCAAACUCAAGUCUGAUUCCACCACGCUGGCCAACCUGCGCGGCGAACACUCCCGGCUCAAGGAUGACUUCCGCAGCCUCUUCUCUGCCAACGAAAAGCUGAGAACAGAGUACAAGUCCCUGCAGGGUGACUACAAGAGCAUCAAGACAGAGAACAACACCGUGAAGCUCAAACUGACGGAGCUGAAUGGCGAGCUCAACGAGGCGCGAGACCAGAUGGCGGCGCUGGACGUGGAGGUGUCCAAACUGACCAACAAGUGCCAGGUGCUCCAGACGCUGAACAUGACCCUGGAGGAGGACCGGCGCUCCCUCAUGUCCCAGGUGUCGCUGCUGCUCACCCAGUACCACGACCUCCUCACCCAGACCCUCGAGGACAAGCAGCACUUCCACCAGGAGGAGAAGAACUUCACUGACAAGUUGAACAACCUUCGCCGAGGCAAGGAGAAGCUGGAGGAGAAGAUCAUGGAGCAGUACCGCCGCAUGGACAACUCACCGUCCAAGAAGUUAUCCCCGGGCUGUGUGCCGUACUCGAAAGGCUUUGGCGUGAACCUGGUGCGGCGUGUGCGACGAGCCGGCACUGAGCUGAUCAACAAGGUGCCACGGAGUGGGCGGUCGAGAUCUCGGGGGCGUGAGGAAGGCGGGGAAAGUCCAGACUCCUCCUCCUUGGGCUCCUCCUCCCACGCCAACGACUCCAUGGACUCUGGCUCCGAGACGCGCCGCUCCUCCCCCAACCUCCCCCCGUCCCCCUCGCACGACGGGGAGCUGGGGGACCAGAGGACGCUGAAGGACACACAGACGCCCAACAACCACAGGAAGAGUCUGCCGCCCUCCAUCAGCGACAUCUUUGCCUCACAGAUCCUCAGGGGUUCGGUGUCUUCUGAGGACGUGGUGAGCCUGAGGUCUGGCGACGUGAGUGACGGACACCACGAAGACUCCCUCUCCACCGUCACCGCUGGCAGCAGCAGCGCAGAGCUCCGCCGCGCUGGCUCUCGUCGGCCCGUCUACCUCACCGAAGACUCUGACUCUGUGGCGGCGCGGGACGGGGUGCCGGAGCCCUCCCCAGACAACCAGAACCGCGGCCGCUCCUCCACCCGCAGCUCGUCCUCCCUGAGCCAGCAGGUGACCAACAGGAGCUUCAGCAGCAUCCAUAGCAGCCUGCCAGCUUCCCGGGCCCCAACCCCUGCAGGAGGCACCCCCAAGGCCUCCACACCAAAGAUAGGCUUGAGGAAGGACCGCCCCUCCGACGACAGCAGCGCCCCGGCCACUCCGCGCCUGCCUCCCCGGGGCGACCACAUCACAAGCGCCCCGCAAGUCCCCCCCCGGGCCAGGCGAGGAUCCACCGUCAUCGCCCCAGACUCUCCCGUUUCUAGUCAGCCCACCCCCCCAGACCUCUCCGAGCCCAAACCCCCCAAGCCGCCCCCACGGCCGCCCCCAAACGAGGACACGCCACUCAAGACAGGGAAGGACAUCGUUGAUAACUCCAUCUGGUAUGAGUACGGAUGUGUCUAGGGGCGGCCUGGGUGGAGACUGGUGGCGGAGAGUUAAUGGAGAGUGGUGGCAGAGUACUAGCGGAGAGUGGCGGCAGGAGAGUCAAGAGCGUUAUCAGCAGAAAACUGAUCCAAUCCCUUCUGCUGUGAGCGGGUCUCUGGGAAGCCAUGUCUCUGAGGCUGUAACAGUCACACCAGACAGGCCCUGAUACAUCUCCAUCCUGUGAGCUGAACAUAACUUGCAACACAUAUGGACUAAUAUUGGAGAAACUAAUGGAAAAGGUGUUUAGGGAUACACUAUUACACAGUUUUCUUCAUUUGAUCACCUUCACAACCUUCUCUGAUCAUGUCACUAGAGGUGUUACAUUGUUUGUACAUUGCAAACAAAUGUACAACCACACAAGGGAUAAAUUAACCUAGUCUUGGAAGCCUUGUCGUUUUUACUUACACCGGUAUCGGAAAUAUAAUGACCAUAUUGCAAUCUUGUUCAAAAGGCAGUUUCAUGUAAAGCUGACUUCCAAGAUUUUCAUACAUUCAGUUGCAUAAUAAAUUGAACUCCUUUGAAGUAAAUAGAUAUAAAGACGAUGUUGGUACAGGAGUACAUAAAAAUAAUAUCAAGAAGACAAGCACACAAACACACACAGAAAGACCAAAGACUCCCCCUCAUUCCACUAAUACAUCAGUUUAAUGUGUCUGGUGCCAAUCUCCCUUGACAAAUGUAUAUAAUUUGACUACCACCAGUCUACACCCUUACUCAGAUACACUAAUACCCACUCAUUUACUAAGACAUCUCAAACCUAUACAAACAAGGGAAAAAUGUGUUUAUGGGUGUCAUACAUGUCACACACACAGAGGAAAUGAAGGGCCUGCCGGGAGUUGACUUCAGCCUCGGGGCAUUACCAAGCUUUUCCUCACUAUACCAGCUGGCCGAACCCUCAAGUCAGCGGCCAGUCACUUGUCACUAGAUGUUAGCAUGUUUCUCAAAGCAGUUUACCUUCCUGUGUAUCAGCUGUUGUAUAUGACACUUAUAAAUGACUAUAAACUCACUUCACCAAGGCUUAGCAUACUCCUACGAUGAUGAACCUUCGUGUCAUUCGUACUAUUAUGUCUGAAGAGUAGUUACAAUAAAAAGGCUGCUUCGAUGAUAUACUCCAUGGCAAUUCCUUAGUCUCCGGUAGUAAGCGAUUCAUGGUACUGUAUUAAGAGAAAGGCGAAUGCUGUAAAUGGUGGUGUGUAUGUAUUGGUGUACGUACGUCACUUUACGCCGAGUAUAAAAAUGUAGUGCAUCGGAUUCCUGGCAGAUCUCAGCUUUGCGUGGGUGAGGGCCAUCGGUGUGUUUGGCUGACCUUGUACUGUAAGGAAGACAUGUGGUAGUGACGGCUUGUUUAGUAGUCCUUCAAUGGUUCCAGUUUCCCUUCAUGAAGUGUAGCACUAUGUAUAUUUUCCUUGUGAAGGCAGGGGUCUCAUAUUUGGUCCUAAGGCUGAGAUUGAUUACGAAAGUAAUCACAAAAUAUUAUCAUUAACUGUCCAAAUCUCCCUUGAACCAAGUUAGGUUUUCAGGAAGAUUAUCAGGAAUCAAGAAAAGAAAUAGGCAGUGAUAUUAAUUUGUUAAAUGAUUAUAAGUGAAAUGUAACCCUGCAUUAAUCAGCUUGCUAUCCAAAUGUUAUAAUUACCAUGAAUUUUAAGUCAAAUCUCUUGAGUUCAAUAAUGGAAUCAUGAUGUAGUGAAAGUAAUAGAAUCUAUAAGACAUUGUGCUUAAAGAAUUCAUGUUGAUUAUUUAUUAUGAGUAAAGGAAAUUCAGAAGAGUUUAAUAUAACAAGAAAAGUUCCAGACUUGACAAUAAGCAGUAUCCAGCCUCUCCCCACAUGUUCUGAUUGGAGUCGCCUCCGUGUUAGCGCCAAUCCUGUGUUCCUUAGUAGCUCCGCGCCUCCUUGGUUCAGUUUGGCAAGUUGUGUAAGUUGAAUAUCCUUGAUGGCCCUCGUUGCAGAGAGAUUAAGUUAUUAACGCUGCACCAGGUUUUUACAGACUGUGAAUUAUUUGUAUAUACAUUUCAAAGCACAAAGAAUUCUUUGUACAUACAUCCAUUUAGUUUUUUAUUGAAGUUUUUAUGUGAGCCAACCAGUGAUUUUUCUACAUUUUUGUAGAAAAAUCUUAUUGGCUGUAAAUGUACCUUGUAAUUUAAUUAUCAAACAUUUUCAUUUCAUUUCAAUGCAUUAUGUUCAUCAGGCAAAGUCAAAAUAGUCAUUCAUCCUUGAUUUAGAGACUUCCUAAUUGUAAAAACCUUGAUGAUUCUUGGAUUGGGAGAAAACUAUAUGGUUUGGUAGCAGCCAAACCAACAUAAUGAUUAACAUGAAUAUAUUCCUCUGCUCUUUGUACUGAUCUCUUAAGUCACGUCAUGUUAUUCCCUAUGUAAAAUAUCCAUGCUGUCUUUUUUUCAAUAAGCUUAAUGCAGUAUCAAAAGUCAA